CAGCUUUCUUUCUAUCCAGGUGUGUGGCCACACUUUUUCCAUUCUAUCCGAAUGGCCAAAAUUUCCACUUACAAUUUUUAUACAUCCCAAAAAUUUAUUCUACUAUCAUCUCACGUUUCACUGUCCCCGCCAUCUAAUGUUUACCCUACGGCUAAGAGAAGCCUCACUAUCACAAACGGCUGCGGCGCGGCUCAUUCCACAUUCGGAGGGAGGAUUCUACUGAUGAGUGGUGGUGCUGGUGAUUCUGCGCUGUCAGGGUGGCCAACAAACCAUCAAACAUGCGUUUUAGAAAGAAAUGGGAAAAAUAAGGGGGAAGAAGAUGAGAAGGGAACGAGGAAGUUUAAAAAAAUGCAAAGAGGAGGGGAAAAGCAUUUAAAAAAUAAACGAAAAAGACCACACAUAGAGGAAUUAUGA
This is a messenger RNA of Meloidogyne enterolobii, 414 nucleotides long. Lineage: Eukaryota; Metazoa; Nematoda; Chromadorea; Rhabditida; Meloidogynidae. The record is from the annotation of a GenBank genome assembly.